Messenger RNA from Trichosurus vulpecula (common brushtail), 2637 nucleotides. RefSeq lists its product as uncharacterized. Bases 194 to 2020 code for a protein of 608 amino acids. The transcript has 8 exons. Lineage: Eukaryota; Metazoa; Chordata; Mammalia; Diprotodontia; Phalangeridae. The record is from RefSeq and is a predicted model, not a curated record.
CAUCUGACAUUCUGCCUGACACAAGUUUCUCCCACCCUCUCGUAGGGCCUGGAGGGGCCUCAGCCCUGGACCAGUGGGGGUGGCCAGCCUCCCGCCACUGCUCAACUCAGCCUGGGUGGGUCCCCCAUCCCACAAGCCUCAGUUCCACUCCUGUCCUAUAGCCAGGGAAGAACCAGAGGGAGCCAAGCCAAGGAUGAUGGAGUCCCCUUCGUCCAGCGCUCUGCAGUGCUUCCUGGCUGAGGCCAGGGCUGACCACCCCCGGGAAAGAGGGAUUCAGGAGCUGAGCCUGGGAGACCAAGAUGCCCCAUCCAACUUCUACCAGGCAUCCAUUCACCAGAGGCUUGGGAUCUCUCCCACCAGACCUGGAAAUAGUGAACGGGGAGAGAGGCCAGCUUCUCCAAAGUCCCUGAACCUCCCUGCCCCAGGAUCACCUUCAAGAGACAGUGGUUCCCCCAUCACCAUGGAAAGUGACAUGGACCUCACAGCCAAUCUGCUGCCCUCUGGUGGGAUGCACUCCCAUCGUCUCACUCUUCGGACCCCGGUUACUGAGAGCACUCUUGGGCCUUACUUGCCCAGUCCCUCACUUCCUGGGAGCCCCACUUCACAGGACCAGGAUAAGGAAGGGGUCAGCUCAUGCACUUUUGGGUCAAAGGCCCUGAGCCUCACCUCUACUUUGCCCUUCAGCCUGGGUACCAGCCGGUCCAUCUUCUUGGAACCCCGGAAGCCAUUGAAGGGAGACCCUGCACCUGAGAAGUCCUGGGGUCAGGCACACCCCUGGGCAGGGGCCCCCAGUCUGAGCCCAAACUCUAGAAUAGGUCCCGUACCUACCACUCUGCCCUGGGUUGGGGAUAAACCCUGGACGUUGCCUACUGACUCCUCUAUGUUCCAGAGGGAGGCACCUGAGGCUCCAAGGGCCUCUCCCUUGCCUGUGGGAGUGAUGAUCAGCAAAGAUGCAACAGGAAUGACCCCUGGGGGGCAGGGAGAGCCCUUGGACAUAGGGGCUGAACUCCAGGGAAGGGAGCAGGAGGAGGUAUCCUCAGAGGGACCUAGAGAGGAAGCAGGAGAGGGUGAGGAUAGAUCAGUGGACCGUAGGGGACACUGCAAGAUGGGCCCUCAGAAGCUAACACUUACUUCGGAGUGUUGGAUCAGCACCCCGAAGCCCUCUGUGGAAGACAGCUAUGGGCGCCAGGUAAGGGAGGCAGGCUGCAUGCUUCUGGAGUGGUUUCGAUGCCUCUUCCUGGACAGUGACAAUCACAGUUUCUCCCUGCUCGACUCUGGCCUGGCCUUGACCACUGGUGGCCUUACCCUGAAUGCUGGCAGCCAGGAACACCCGGCUCUGCGUGUGGCCUUCCUUACUAUGAGGAAUGGCAGGAAGCUAGGCAUGGCAUUCCCUGGUUCCAACCUCUUCUACUACUACUCCCUGGGCCGUCACUUCUUUGUCACUGCUCGGCUCAGCAACCAUUGGUUCCGGGUUCGAGACCGUGUUACUGGUGAGCAGAUGCUGAUGAAGAAGGUGCCUGUGGUCUCCGACUGGCAGAAGAUGCUUCAUCACUUCCUAUUCCUUCCCCCAGGGCCAGGGCUGCUGGUGCCCUAUGCAGUCCUCUAUGACCGCCAGGGCUCCCUGCUCUACCUGAUGGAGGACCCUGGAGUUCUAACUGUGGGGUGGCCACCAGCAGGUCAGCAGCUGGACAGACUGAAAUGCCUCCUGGAGAUUCUCAGGUUCCUGCAGUUCUGUCAACACCACAGCCUACAGCUUGAGGAAGUGGACUCAGGCCUGCUUUAUACCCACCAGGGAAUCCGUUUUGACCCCAGUGGACUCAGCAGCAAUGAAGGACCUUAUGUCUUUAGAAAGACUUUGAGAAAUGCCCUCCGGCUGGUGUGGAACACCCCACAGGAGGACAGCCCUGCAGCAGAGGCCCUGUUGGAACAGAUGUGGAGAUGGCUGGAGGAGGACAUCAGGGGCCAUGAGGAGGAUCUGGAUGAGGCCAGGGCUUCUUCUCUUGACCUUGGUACCCCAUGAACUAAAGCCCCUGCCAGACCUCAGGCAACAGCGGAACACAGCACUUUAUAUAGCAGCAAAGCACUCUGACCUUCUAAAGUCGAGUUACGUCCCCAUAUUGUUCUGCACUGCCCAUUUCACAGAUGGGAGACGCUGAGGUGGGUAGAGGGAGAACAGCUUAUUCUCAGGUCACCCCAGCUGGCCUGGGGCUACCUCCACCAUGGAACUUAAGCAUCCUGAUUCCAGGCAUACCCAGGGACCAGCUCCUGUUUUCUUCCUGAUCUGCCUUAUUUGGGGGAGAACUCUGGGUCACUCUCAGGGCUUUGCCCAGGGAUCUGCUGGCCACAUCUUUACUCUCAAGGAACCCCAGUGCUCAGGUGCUGAGCCCCCCAGCCCAGGCUUCCCCACUUCAGAGUUAAGGCCCUGGGCUCUCCACCCCAGUGGCUCCCUGCUCCAAGAACAUGGGGCUACUUACCCCACCCCAAGGUACACAGCUGGGCUGGGGUCUCUCCAACUCCUCACAGAAGUGCCCAGGGAAGGCAGGGCACCAGGGUUUUCCUGAAGAGAAGGGAACAUCCCUGGAGGCCACCAUGGUGCUGUUUUUAUUUGGAAAAUAAAUCCCCAUGGAAAACACUGCC